This is a messenger RNA of Myripristis murdjan (pinecone soldierfish), 1150 nucleotides long. Its product is annotated as CAAX prenyl protease 2-like. The coding region runs from base 89 to 1018 and encodes 309 amino acids. The record is from RefSeq and is a predicted model, not a curated record. Gene Ontology annotation, molecular function: metalloendopeptidase activity. Gene Ontology annotation, cellular component: endoplasmic reticulum membrane. The transcript has 8 exons. Lineage: Eukaryota; Metazoa; Chordata; Actinopteri; Holocentriformes; Holocentridae. Gene Ontology annotation, biological process: CAAX-box protein processing.
UCUGUGCUGUGUUGGUCGAAGCUUGGCUGAUGUCGACGCUCACCUGUAGCACCUCCCAAAGUUGUGGUUCCACACACUCUCUCCCGUCAUGUUGGAGUCAGAACGCAGCCUGAUAAGGCAGGUGGAGCACGUCCAUAUAAGGUGCUGGGUGUGUGUGCUGAGCUGCCUGCUGCUCGCCUGUCUGUACGUUGGCAGUUUGUACGUCUGGAGGAGCAGCUUACCCAGGGAUCACCCCAGCAUGAUAAAGCUCCGCUGUAUCAGUGUGCUGUUGGUCUCUGCUCUGUCACCUGCAGUGGUGAAGGCAUGGACACACUGGGCUGAUGUCAGGGUCAGUGCGUCUGUGUUGGAGUUGAUGGGUGUUCGUCUGGAGGGUUUGAUUCCUGCAGCUACACUGCCACUACUGCUAACCAUGGUUUUCUAUCUUGGUCCUCUGGUUCACUCUGCCAUGGAUAACCCCAAAGGCUUCAUGGGAGAACUACAGUCUGUACUGGAUGUUCAGUCGUGGAAAUUGUGUGUAGGAGAUGUAAUGUGGCUGAGAAACCAAGUGGUGGCGCCAGUCACAGAGGAGCUAGUGUUCAGAGGGGCCAUGCUGCCCAUGCUGGUGCCCUGCACAGGGCCCACCGCUGCCAUCUUCAUCGCGCCGCUGUUCUUUGGUGUCGCUCAUUUCCACCACAUCAUAGAGCAACGGCGCCUCCAAAAGGACCGUAUGAGCACCAUCCUCCAGGUGGCAGGGAUUCAGUUCUUGUACACAACUGUGUUUGGUGCGUACACUGCCUUCAUAUUCAUGAGAACAGGCCAUGUUGUUGGUCCAGUCCUGUGCCAUUCAUUCUGUAACAGUCAGGGACUACCUGAUAUAAGCUCUGCCCUCCAGCACCCUGAGAAACCAGCACUGCUCUUCUCAUACCUGAUGGGGGCGCUGCUCUUUCUUGUGCUGCUCUUCCCAUUGACAGACACCUUCUUCUAUGGUGCCGUCCCAGCGUGCAGCCUGGCUCCCUCUCCCCUGUCUGUCUGCCAUUGAUCAGCAGGGAGAGCGGAGAGACCUGCAAGAAUAGUGAAGACUCAAUGAACUCACAUUCUCAACUGCUGCUUUUUAUUGUGGGUUUGGUUCAGCACUGGUGUUUCAAAUAAAAAAGGUUCUUUUGUUAUAAAA